UCUUGCUCGAGCUUCAACGUUUAGCCAGCUUAUUAAAGUACUAAAAAUUUAACCAAAUUUAAAACGUAUUUUUACUGCUAAGCAGUUGCAGUUUUUUUUUUAAUUGUAUUUUUUUUUUUUAAAUUUUAACCCGAUCAGGAAGAAUUGCAUUUCCGUUAGCCGUUGUAAUGUGUUGUUAUGGCAACGAAGUCCUCCACCGACUGUGUUGUAAACUGAAGUAAACGUAACGUUAGCUAGCUGCUGUAGCCCAACUGCCUAGAGUUGAAUUCAGCUAGUAAGGCACUUGUAAAUACUACAGAUAUCGUCGCAUUAAUGGCCCAUUACAGAGCCCCAGAAUCGAAGCGAGAGCAAUUCAGAAGAUAUCUGGAAAAAUCUGGAGUUCUUGACGCUAUAACAAGCGUUUUAGUGACACUUUAUGAGGAGGAUGACAAACCUGACAAUGCACUGGAUUUCAUAAAGCUUCACCUCGGUGCAGCUGCUCCAGAGCCAGCAGACACUGUGGCUCUUCGCAUGGAGCUGGCUGACCUACAACAGAAAUGCAACCUGCUCAUGGAGGAGAACAAAGCGCUGAGGAACAGGCUGAUGCAGUACGAACCGUCGCCUGAAGAGGGAGCAGCAGAGUAGAACUGUCAUUUCUGUCUGGAGUAAAAAGAGAAAAAUAGCCUUUUUGAAGAAUAUUUAAAUGUUUAUUACAUAAUUAUCUAUCACAAAGUCUUUGUUAUUUUUUUUAUGACAAGAAGCAACUUUUCCUUUGUCAUAAAUAAAGUUUUUUUCAGCA
This is a messenger RNA of Etheostoma spectabile (orangethroat darter), 778 nucleotides long. It is a transcript of the gene mycbp, whose product is annotated as MYC binding protein. Gene Ontology annotation, molecular function: transcription coactivator activity. NCBI's taxonomy places the organism in Eukaryota, Metazoa, Chordata, Actinopteri, Perciformes, Percidae. Bases 313 to 624 code for a protein of 103 amino acids. The record is from RefSeq and is a predicted model, not a curated record. Gene Ontology annotation, biological process: regulation of DNA-templated transcription. The transcript has 5 exons. Gene Ontology annotation, cellular component: nucleus.